AUGGCCCAGAACGAGCGGCAGCGCGUCCGGGACUUAUCCCAAGCACCGAUCGAAAGUGGUGACCUUGUGUCUCCCAAGGUGCUCUUCGGCUUGUGCGGUCAAGGCCAGCUCUCGUGGCGGAAAGACUUGGCCCCCUGUCCUCUUGUGACAGGCUUGGACCCCAACACCCGCGUGUCCAUCGCAACUUUCAUUGGGUACUACCAGAUGUUGGGGGCCUCCAUCGAGCGUGAUCGAGACUUCGAGGAUUUGCUGCGGCAUCAUUGGGGCUUUGCCGAGGUCCCGCAGCUUUUGGACGACAUGCGUGGCAAGUUCGCGAUGGUGAGUGCCUUAUGCGUCGCAUGGAGGGGUCGCUGUCAGCAAUGCUGCGAGGUCGGGCUGGCAUACGCUUUUCGGAAGCACCUGGAGUAA
Messenger RNA from Symbiodinium natans, 408 nucleotides. Lineage: Eukaryota; Dinophyceae; Suessiales; Symbiodiniaceae. The record is from the annotation of a GenBank genome assembly.